Lacerta agilis (Sand lizard) is the source of this 2327-nucleotide messenger RNA. It is a transcript of the gene ERGIC1, whose product is annotated as endoplasmic reticulum-golgi intermediate compartment 1. Gene Ontology annotation, cellular component: endoplasmic reticulum membrane; Golgi membrane; endoplasmic reticulum. The coding region runs from base 87 to 959 and encodes 290 amino acids. NCBI's taxonomy places the organism in Eukaryota, Metazoa, Chordata, Lepidosauria, Squamata, Lacertidae. Gene Ontology annotation, biological process: endoplasmic reticulum to Golgi vesicle-mediated transport; retrograde vesicle-mediated transport, Golgi to endoplasmic reticulum. The transcript has 10 exons. The record is from RefSeq and is a predicted model, not a curated record.
AGGUGGAGGUGGCGGCCGUGGAGGAGGAGGAGGAAGAGGAGGAGGGGGGCGGGGAGCAGGGUGGUUGAGCUGCGUUCGCCACCAACAUGCCCUUUGAUUUCAGGAGGCUUGACAUCUACAGGAAGGUGCCAAAAGACCUUACGCAGCCAACCUUUACAGGAGCAAUUAUUUCUGUCUGCUGCUGUUUCUUCAUAUUGUUUCUCUUCCUGUCUGAGCUUACUGGAUUCAUAGCCACUGAAAUCGUUAACGAGCUCUACGUGGAUGAUCCAGACAAAACGAGUGGUGGUAAAAUAGAUGUAAAUUUGAACAUCAGUUUGCCAAAUCUGCACUGUGAAUUGAUUGGUCUGGAUAUCCAAGAUGAAAUGGGAAGACAUGAAGUUGGCCACAUUGACAAGUCAAUGAAAAUUCCUCUAAAUAAUGGGGAUGGCUGCAGAUUCGAGGGCCAUUUUAGCAUCAACAAGGUUCCAGGUAAUUUUCACGUAUCAACACACAGUGCCACUGCACAGCCUCAGAAUCCUGACAUGACACACGUCAUCCACAAACUAACCUUCGGUGACAAGUUACAGGUCCAGAACAUUCAUGGAGCAUUCAAUGCUUUGGAGGGAGCAGACAAGCUCAGCUCAAACCCCCUUGCAUCCUAUGAUUAUAUAUUGAAAAUUGUUCCCACGGUGUAUGAAGACAUGAGUGGCAAGCAACGGUACUCAUACCAAUAUACUGUAGCCAGUAAGGAGUACGUAGCGUACAGCCAUACAGGCCGCAUCAUUCCAGCCAUCUGGUUUCGCUAUGACCUAAGUCCUAUCACAGUGAAAUACACAGAAAGGCGACAGCCCUUGUACAGGUUCAUCACAACAAUUUGUGCCAUCGUUGGAGGAACCUUCACAGUGGCUGGGAUUCUUGAUUCCUGUAUUUUCACUGCCUCUGAAGCCUGGAAGAAGAUCCAGCUAGGGAAGAUGCAGUAACAAAGCAACUCUCCUCCAGGUCCCGUGAGAAGAAGCAAAGAAUAAAAACGUCACUGCUAUCCAUUUUUCUCCUUUGUAUCGCUUUCCAUUGGUACAUGCCACUUUAAUUAGUUAAUUGAAGACUUUGUAAAAGAGCAAACAAAUCUAGUAGAGCAAUCCUAACAAGGGGCUGGGGAGGUAUGGAGCAGAGGACCCACCCUUACAUCCAAAGAUCUACCAGCCCUGAAACACAUCUUUGGGGCUUUCUAUAACCCCACUGCAAUCUAUGCAGCAUUCUAGCCCUCUCCCGCUACUCUGCCAGCCAUCAAAAUGUUAGGUUCAGAUUGCACUCUGUGUCUCUUGAAAGAUGGCAGCAUUGACAAGUGGGUGGGGCUUCAUACACUACAUCCUCUGAAAAUGUUUUUUGUUGUAAAACCAAAUCCUAUGGAUCUGACAAGUAUAAUAAUUUUUAAAUUCUCAGAGGUGCUGGUCAAGGCAAAAACUAAUUAUGCAAAGUAGAUUUCCCCCCCCCCCAUUCAAAAUGGACAAUCAUGUUGUCUUUGACAAAAAUUGUGCAUGAAAAACCCUAGCCUGGAUAUUGAGAUCAUUCAGAACAACAGUAAAAUAGAACAAUCUAUUUCUCUUAAUAUUCUGGGAUGUUAAAAUGGUUUCUCUUCUUUUCAGAAACUGAACAGUGUUAGCAUUUAUAGAUGGCAUAAGGCAGCAGGACAAAAGCAGAACGAAUGAAUUGAGAACUGCAAUAUGCAGAAGAUGAUUAUCGCUAUCUAUUGCUGCAUUAUUAUUUUUUUACUUCCUUCUGCCUUUUGAAGCAUUUACUACCCCACCUGCCCAGGUUAGAAUGUCUGGAUUGAAAGAGGAGAAAAUGAGGCACUCCAGUAACCUGGAUGGAUGAGCAUCAUUUUGAAAGACACAAAUGCCAAGAACAUAGGACUUGGCUGUCAGUAUGUGGAAUCCAAAUCCUUGUACAUAUUUUUCAAUUGUUUGCUUAUCUUUAAAAUUAUUUUAGAUUGCCAACAUUUGCUAAGGAGGAUAGGUACAGCCCUGUGAAAAACGAGACAAGGUUGCAGCACAGAUGUUUUCUACAGGUGCAUUUCAAUCUUAAGUAUAAAACAAUUGUGUGUGCCUGCAAUGAUUGGGGAAAAGGCAGAAAUGCGGCUAGUAGUAGUUUUUAAUAUGCUGUUGACAUUGAGAACUACAGCAAGAUCUAUAAUUUCAAUAGACCUCAAAUAGUCCUUUGAUAUAUAAAUCAAGUGAUAAUUAGUUGCAUGCUUUGUACAUUUUAUAUCACCUAGAUAUGAAUGCACAUUGGCUGUGUGUUCUCUAGGUUUUGCUGCACUUCUUAAAAUAAACACUAAGAAUUUCCAUGUU